AUGGACCUGAUGAGCUCACGGUUUAAAUCGUUCACUUUUGGGACGAAACGCAACAAGAACUCGGUCAGCCCCGUGCCACAACCACAACCUUCCUCCAACCCGUCGAGUAAUACGCUUGUCGCCGCCCCAUCAUCAAUCGCUCCCAGCUCCCCUCCCUCCGGCCACAGUUCGUCGACCACGAGUCUCCCCAUGAACAACCAAAACAACCCCUUGGGUCGUCCGCCAAGUUACACGUACGGUGGUCGGCCCACCAGUCCAAUGCCGCCGGCUCAGCAGCUGGCGCACCACCCUCCGCCACUCAACACCAACCUGCAAUACACGCAAGCCCCCGUCCAGCCUAUGGGCGCACCCCCGGGGUACGGUCUGCAGCAGCCGGUUGCGCCUGGCAUGGCUCCGGGAAUGGCCCAACCGCAGUAUGGCGUCCGUAAUCCCGCCGUGGAAGUCGAAGGUGCCGGCCGCAGUAAGGCCCAACUUAUCGUCGGUAUUGAUUUUGGCACGACGUUCUCUGGUGUAGCUUUUGCCUUCGCGACCAACAACGAAGCAAGGGAAGACAUCAUCACUGAAUGGCCGGGAGCAGGAACUCACACCAAACAGAAGAUCCCUACGGUCCUAUACUACGAUCAAUAUCAGAAGGUGGUGGGAUGGGGCCCGGACAUCGCUGAUGCCCUGGCCCCCACUGGCUACCCGAAGCAAGGGGUGCAGAAGGUGGAAUGGUUCAAGCUGCAGCUCAUGCUCUCCGGCAAUACUUAUAUCGAUCCCAUCAACUUGCCACCCCUACCGCCGGGCAAGUCAGAGAUCGACGUCGCUGCCGACUAUCUCUUCAAGUUGCGUCAGGCAAUGCGCAACCAGCUGCAAAAGACCCUCGGUGAGGUGUUCACCCGAGAAGAGCGCAACAUCCGCUACUACCUCACCGUGCCAGCGAUCUGGAACGACGCAGGCAAGGCGGCGACACGUGCAGCGGCCCUCCAGGCUGGAUUCUUGCGGGACGAGAACGACAACCGCCUCACGUUGAUCUCCGAGCCGGAAGCGGCUGCCCUUUUCUGCGCGAAGACUGGAUUGCUGAACCUCAAGGUCGGUGACGCUAUCCUCAUCGUCGACUGCGGUGGAGGCACCGUGGAUCUGAUCGCCUACGAAGUCGAGGAGGAACAGCCUUUCAGCGUGGCUGAAUGCACGGCAGGAUCCGGCGACUCUUGUGGCUCGACGGCGCUCAACCGAAACUUCAGCAAUAUUCUCCGGGCAAAGAUUCGAAAGAUGAAGCUGCCCGAUGGCUCUCGGACAGCUGGAAAGGUGUACGCGAAGUGCAUCAUGGACUUUGAGAAUCGGAUCAAGGCGGAUUUCCGCAACAAUGGACAGAAAUGGGCGGUAGACGUCGGUAUCGAGGCAGAUUUCCCAGAUGCCGGCAUCGAAGAGGGUUACAUGACUUUCACGAACGAGGAGAUUCUUCAAUGCUUUGAACCGGUCGUCAACCGCAUUCUUGAACUGGUUCGAAAUCAGAUCAUCGCCAUUCAGGCUCAGAACCGAUCACUACAGAACGUACUUGUGGUGGGAGGAUUUGGUGCGUCUGAAUAUCUUUUCCAACAGAUCAAGCUCCAUGUGCCACCGCAGUACCAGACCAAGGUGGUACGGCCCAUGGACUCGGUCGCUGCGAUCGUCAAAGGCGCCGUGACGGCCGGUAUUACUGAGCGAGUGAUCACGCACCGUGUUGCGCGUCGACACUACCUCAUGGCGACGCUGCAGCCGUUCAAAGAGGGCUACCACCCCGAACAAUACCGUGUGCCAAGUCUGGACGGUAGAGAUCGGUGCAAGUACACGCGGCAGAUCUUUGUGCAGAAGGGUGAGCGAGUCAAGAUCGGCGAACCUGUCAAGGUCAGCUUUUUCCGGCAGGUUGCUCCGGGGGCGACCCUAAUGUACGAAGAUAUCUUGUACGCAUGUGACGAGGAUGUUUGCCCGGAAUAUACAAAGGAUCCUCGAAUCAAAGAAGUUGUGACCCUAACGUCCGAUCUGUCCCGCAAGAACCUGGAGACUGACUUCGAGCGCAUGGACACGCCUCAAGGGACGUUCUACCGGGUCUACUUUGAUAUCUAUCUCACUCUUGAUGGCAGUGAAUUCAGCGCAGAAUUGGUUUGCCAGGGUGAGGUAAUGGGGCGCUGCCGGGCCAAGUUCCGAUAG
This is a messenger RNA of Aspergillus tanneri, 2169 nucleotides long. Its product is annotated as Hsp70 family protein. Gene Ontology annotation, molecular function: ATP binding; ATP-dependent protein folding chaperone. The transcript is spliced from 4 exons. The coding region runs from base 1 to 2169 and encodes 722 amino acids. The record is from RefSeq and is a predicted model, not a curated record. NCBI's taxonomy places the organism in Eukaryota, Fungi, Ascomycota, Eurotiomycetes, Eurotiales, Aspergillaceae.